UAUGAUGUGUUCUUGCUCUCACUACACUUCACACAAUUGAGCUUAGAGCAGAGAAAAAACAGAGAGGAAAGAUGUUAGACAAGCUAUGGGAUGAUGUUAUGGCCGGACCUCAGCCGGAAUCCGGCCUCGACAAGCUCCGUAAAACCCUUUCCGUUCAAACAAGUGUGGAAACUGGGGAAGGAUCGAGCAGCAAGUACCAAAGGUCGAUGACGAUGCCGGCGAGCCCCACAACGCCGACGACGCCGUCAACUCCGUCGCCGACGGCGCGUAAGGAGAACGUGUGGAGGAGCGUGUUCCACCCGGGGAGUAACCUCGCCACCAAGAGAAUCGGAGCAGCGGUUUUUGACAAGCCUACUCACCCCAACGCCCCCACUGUUUAUGACUGGAUGUAUAGUGGAGAAACCAGAUCGAAGCAUCGUUGAGGAUUGAGAUAAGAUCAGAGAUGGAUGAAUGCAUGUAAAUACAAGCUAAAGCUAUAUAUGAGUGGUUCACUUCUUGUACUAUCGAUCUUCUACUACAAAAAAUGGGAUUUCACGUGGUCAAAAUACAUCGGUUUCACCAUAGCCGAUCUAUAUAAGCUCACCGAAUUGAAAUUCCUGAUCCUAUGAAUCUAUGAUUAGUACUUUAAUUUGUUUGCUGAUAUAUUAAUCACUAUGUGUAAUCAUGUCUUUUGUUUAAUCUUAUGUCGUUUCUUCUACUCUGAUCUAAUGCUUUGAAGCUGUAUUUUUUUUUAAUUAUGAAUUUUGUCUACUCUGAAAUCUGAAUGACCUAAAUAUCUAUAAA
Molecule: messenger RNA, 783 nt
Organism: Ipomoea triloba (trilobed morning glory)
Lineage: Eukaryota; Viridiplantae; Streptophyta; Magnoliopsida; Solanales; Convolvulaceae
Product: dormancy-associated protein 1
Exons: 3
Coding region: 72-422 (116 amino acids)
Source: RefSeq, a predicted model, not a curated record